Myotis myotis is the source of this 3490-nucleotide messenger RNA. It is a transcript of the gene TDRD5, whose product is annotated as tudor domain containing 5. NCBI's taxonomy places the organism in Eukaryota, Metazoa, Chordata, Mammalia, Chiroptera, Vespertilionidae. The transcript is spliced from 17 exons. Gene Ontology annotation, biological process: germ cell development; spermatogenesis. The coding region runs from base 40 to 3132 and encodes 1030 amino acids. The record is from RefSeq and is a predicted model, not a curated record.
UUAAGGGCCGUGUUUCUGGCUUAAAUCCCGAAGGGUGCCAUGUCUGAGCAGGAGCGCAUCCUGGAAUGCCUGAGGAAAGAGAUAAGGUCGCUUCUCAUUUCCACCAAAGACGGUUUGACCCCACAGCAGCUGGAAAAGGAGUACCUGUUGAUGGUUGGCAACCACUUGCCCCUGCGAGUCCUUGGGUACCGGUCCACCAUGGAGCUGGUGUUGGACAUGCCUGAUGUUGUCAGUGUCUGCCCCUGCGGGGAUGGGACUGUCAUACUGAAAGCCAUUCCAGAUGAAUCCACCAGAGGAAUCGCAAGUUUAGUUGCAAAACAGAGGAGCAGUCAUAAGGUUCGAAACUCCAUGCAGAAGGGAAGGGCCAGUGUUUGCUCUGGGCCAAGCUUUCACCACCGAGUACCUUACCGAGGAAGGGUGCCCCCUAUCCUUCCAGCUGUUGUGAAGAGUGAGUUGAAGGACCUCCUGGCAUUAUCUCCUGUUCUCCUGUCUGAUUUCGAAAAGGCAUUUGCCAAGCGAUUUGGACGAUCAUUCCAGUACAUGCAAUAUGGGUUCCUGUCCAUGUUUGAAGUGCUGAAUGCGGCUUCAGAUGUUAUUUCUGUAGAGCAGACCAGAGCAGGUUCUUUGUUGACGUUAAAGAAGAGCAUAUCAGAAGAAAAGCAGAGAGGGUGGCCAGCAGGUAAAAUUUUUACCCAGCCUUUUAGAAUGAAACAAGAAGGAUCAUACUCUCCAAGUUUCCCAAUAGCAAAGACACGCUUUUCACGACCCACUUCAAACAUGGAGCCAUUGAAGCAAAUAUGGAACAUGGAAAAGACCAAGUCAAAUGUAGUGGAGACUUCAAGGCUGAAUCACACUGAAAAAUUAAACCAGUUGGAGAACACCUUCAAAUCAGUUAUUGCACAGAUUGGACCUGGUGGGACUAUUAAUCCAGAACUAAAGCAUAAAAUAAAAUUUGUUGUGUCCAGGUUUCCAGAGGGUUUACUUAUUUCUAAACUGCUUAGGGAGUUUGAGUUAAUUUUUAAAGAACAACUUUCACCAAAAAAAUUGGGCUUCUUAAACGUGAUAGAACUCGUUGGAGCUCUUAGUGACAUUCUCCAUGUGGAGUUCAGGGAAGGAGAGCAAGACUUACUGGUGUUUGAUGCUGAUAUGAAGCCUCUACCACGUGUUCAAUCAGAUAAGAAAAUAGAAGCCAAAACUUAUGUCUCCAGUCCCCCUAGAAAUGCAUUGCCUACUGCUACUAUUAAGGAAACCCCAUGGAUUUGGUCUUUUAAAAAUCAUAAAGAGCCAGAACAGAGAAUUUACAAGAAGCCUAACCUGGUGGUGAAGCCUUUACAGCUGCAAGUAGAAAUUGAUAAAUCACAGCUCAGUCAGGCAAUGGCCAAUCAUGAUAUCCCACCAGAUGCUGCCUGGGACAAGAAAUUAUGCAGACUGCCGCCAUUAGAUACCAGUACCCUCGUGGGAGUCUUUGUGGAGAAUAUCAUCUCUCCUAGUCAAUUCUACAUCCAGAUCUAUAGCAGGGAUUCAUCAGAGUUACUUGAAGACAUGAUGAUUGAAAUGCGGCGCUGUUAUUCUAAUCAACUGGUUUCUGAUCGAUAUGCCAUGCCAGAAUAUUUUAUCCAACCAGGACAUCUCUGUUGUGUAAAGAUUUCUGAGGAUAAGUGGUGGUAUCGAGUCAUUAUCCAUCGAGUUCUCGGGAAACAGGAAGUUGAAGUGUUCUACCCAGACUUUGGAAAUAUUGGAACUGUUCAGAAGUCCUCUUUGAGGUUCCUCAAAUGCUGCUACACAAAGCUUCCAGCUCAGGCUAUCCCUUGUUCUUUGGCUUGGGUGAGACCGGUAGAGGAAUGUUGGACUUCCAGAGCCAUUUUGCAGUUCCAGAAGCUGUGUGGUUUGAAGCCCUUAGUUGGGGUAGUAGAUGAAUACAUAGAUGGGAUCCUUAACAUUUUUUUGUGUGAUACAUCCUCAAACGAAGACGUCUAUUUCCAUCAUGUCUUGAGAACAGAGGGCCAUGCUAUUGUAUGCCGAGAAAAUGUCCCUUCUAAGGGUUUCAGCGAACUCAAUCCUUUAACUUUAUACACUAAAUCCAGUGAAGGGCCAGAGGAUGUCUUGACAGGACUUGGUUGUCCUUCCCAGAACCACUAUUUUAAUGAAGACCGAGAGAUAAGUCCACAGUCAAAAGAGAGUGAUUUAUAUACCCCGCAAGAUAUUAAUGAUGGAAAGGCUGUCAUUGACUUUGAGUCAAAGAAGCCAUUAAAGGAUUCUGAAUUCAGCUCUUUGAAAACUCAAGAUAAGAGCUAUGAAGAAGAUACAAAGUGUUCUAUCCCUAAGCUAAAGGAUCUGAAGGAAGAAAAUGAGGAUGAGAUCCCCACUGGAAUGCCAUGCCUGGAGUCAGUGACCAUAGGUGAUGAUGUUUGGGAUGAAAACUGGUUACCUUUGCGAGCUAAAGUGGGAAAAGAGGGUGAUGCCUCCCACUUACUUACCUCCAGCCAUGGUGGGAAGAAGCCAUACCUGUCAUGUAAAGAAAUGCCAGAGAAGGAUUGGUGUUUUUCUACACAAGAUACAUGGGAUGAUGAUUCAUGUCAGCCUUUAGGCCUUGUGAAUGGAAUGCAAGUAGAAGCUCAAAAACAAGGACUGGGUACUCAGGAAAAAAAUACUGGGACAACCAGCACUCAAAAGCAACCAAAUUCAGAAGGUUCUUCCUCUUCUUCCCCAUUGCCCAAGUUGGAAGAGUUCUACAUCUCUCUUAUCCAGUCACAGCAGUCAGCAGAAGGGAGCCCGGGCGAGCUGCACAGCAUCCAGACGCAGCCACAGCAGGCUCAGCUCUCUGCAGCAGCACUCGACUCACCCCCGACCAUGGUGGAUUCCCCAGAAAAACACUCUGGUUCAGUGGAAAGCUCUCCAGAGAGCCUAAAGAAUGAAGAUUUUUCUAGUAGCCAUGCUAUCACAGUGUUCAAAGAUAAGAGCUAUGGAGCCAUGGACCAGCUCUCUUUGAUUUUGUCUCCUGAGCACCAGAUUUCUCAGAAAUUCUACAUUCCUCGAAGUACAGCCACUGCUGCCUUAGGAGCUGCUGCCCGGUUAGCCACAUCCAGGAGCUUCCUACACUGGUACCCCAGUGUGAAAAGGAUGGAGGCAUGAGGGAGGGGAGGAUGAAGGAAGGAAGGGAGGGAGAUGGGGAGAAAAUAAACCCACUGCUUAGGGUUUGGUGAUUUCUCAGGCCAAAAAUAGGACAUAUUGAGACAAAAUAGUAUUUUGGUAGUUGAGGCCUUUGUCUCUCUGUGUGACUGCGUGUUAUCUUUAUUGUGCUAAUAGUCCAUUUUGUUGUGUAAGUAUUGGUAUUUAUUGUUAAGUUUUUCAUUGAUGUUGUUUUUUAUUCUGUAUAGUUUUGUUCACCUUUGUUUAAUGUAGUAGUUUAAUGGAGUUUUUAUAUUUGUUGUUUCUUUAUGUUGCUACAUAUAAAUGUUUUUCUUAUACAUAUCAUGACUGAUAAAUGAAA